GACAAUUGACAGUUAAAUGUCAUUUUUCCCGGUAAAACCAUAUGAUUCUUGGAAGCUUAGGAAGAUCUGUUAACGUAUUUUCGGUAUAUCUGAAGUGUUUUCGAUUUAUUCGAUCUUCGAAAGUUUCAUAUAAAAAUAGUCAUAUCAGCUCAAUAAUGCCUCCAAAAAGGAAAGCUGCUAAAGUUGAAGUAGAAACUGAAUCCGUUGCCGAACAGGAACCCGUAAAAUCUAAACGAGGGAAAAAAGCUAAAGAGGUUGUUGAAGCAAAUGGGGUAGAUAAUGAAAUAACUGAAGAAGGUCCAAAAAGGAGUACAAGAGUGAAGAAAACUGUUGCGAAUUAUACAGAAGAGAAAGAGGUUAAGGAACCCAAACCGGAUAAACCGAAACGAGUGGUUAAGAAAAAGGCCGCCAAAGAGGAAGCUGAUCCGAAAAAAGAAGAGGAACCAAUAGAAGAACCUUCGAAUGAAGAUUCAUCUGAACUUCCAGAAGACACUAAACCCGCCAAGAAGACGAAAAAAACCUCUGGUAAGGAGAAAGCCAUUAAGAAAACGAAAAAGGCAGCAGGAGAACCAGCGGAACCGAAAACGAGUAAAAGAACUAAAAAAGCUCCAGUAGAAGUGGAAGUCGAGGAGAAUAACGAGGAGGAAGAAAAAGUAUCUGAAAAGAAGACGAAAAGAGGAGGGAAGACUAAAAAAACGCAGGAAAAGAGCGAAAACGGAAACGUAGAGAAAAAACCGAAAGUUUUGCAAAAUAAAACUACGACCGAUUGGAAAUCGAUCGAUUUCAGUUGUUCCAAAAAAAAUUCUUACGAAGUACCCCACAAUCUCAUAGUGAGUACAUGGAAUAUAGGAGGACUCAAAAGUUGGGUUAAUAAGGGAUGUCAGGAAUAUUUGACCCACGAAAAUCCGGAUAUAUUUUGUGUUCAGGAAACUAAAUGUAGCGAAGCAAAGCUACCGGACGAAAUAAAAAAUUUGAAUCUCUACAAACAAUAUUGGUGCGGUAGUAAAAAGGAAGGUUACGCGGGGGUCGGUAUUUUCACAAUAACCGAACCGAAAAACGUAACGUACGGUAUCGGCGACGAAACCCAAGACGAAGACGCCCGAUGUAUCACGGCCGAAUACGACAAUUUUUAUUUAGUUAACGUAUACGUACCGAAUUCCGGUCGCAAAUUGGUGACGUUACCGAAACGAUUGGAAUGGAACGAUCUGUUCGUCGAUUAUAUAAAAAAAUUGGACGAAAAGAAACCGGUGAUCAUUUGCGGCGACAUGAACGUAUCUCACAAAGAAAUAGAUUUGGCCAGACCGCAAAAUAAUACGAAAAACGCCGGUUUCACCCCCGAGGAACGGAAGGGUAUGACGGAAUUUUUGAAAGAGGGCUUCGUCGACGUCUACAGACACUUCUAUCCCGACGAGAAGGACGUUUAUUCCUUUUGGACGUACAUGGCGAACGCCAGAUCGAAAAAUAUCGGAUGGAGAUUGGAUUAUUUCGUCGUUUCCGAAAGGUUGAUCAAAGGAGUUUGCGAUAUUAAAUAUAGAACGGAAGUUUUGGGAUCGGAUCAUUGUCCCGUAACGCUUUUUAUAAACGUCUGAUUUGUUUUUGUGCUAAAUUUGACCAUAGAUUGUAUCUAAUACUAAUUUUUUUUCGUCUA
This is a messenger RNA of Diorhabda sublineata, 1648 nucleotides long. RefSeq names its product DNA-(apurinic or apyrimidinic site) endonuclease (gene Rrp1). Gene Ontology annotation, molecular function: DNA binding; phosphoric diester hydrolase activity; DNA-(apurinic or apyrimidinic site) endonuclease activity. The record is from RefSeq and is a predicted model, not a curated record. The transcript has 7 exons. NCBI's taxonomy places the organism in Eukaryota, Metazoa, Arthropoda, Insecta, Coleoptera, Chrysomelidae. Gene Ontology annotation, cellular component: nucleus. Bases 42 to 1589 code for a protein of 515 amino acids. Gene Ontology annotation, biological process: base-excision repair.